Hyphopichia burtonii NRRL Y-1933 is the source of this 1596-nucleotide messenger RNA. Its product is annotated as MFS transporter. Gene Ontology annotation, molecular function: transmembrane transporter activity. Gene Ontology annotation, biological process: transmembrane transport. The transcript is spliced from 2 exons. Bases 1 to 1596 code for a protein of 531 amino acids. The record is from RefSeq and is a predicted model, not a curated record. Lineage: Eukaryota; Fungi; Ascomycota; Pichiomycetes; Serinales; Debaryomycetaceae.
AUGUCGGAGGUUCAACAAAUAAGACAAAAUGAUAUCAUAAGUCGUAAUGAAUCAAAUGCAGCAAUUUCAAGAUCAAUUAGUAGAAGAUUGACCAAUGCUGAUGAAUUGAUUGCCGAAGCAAAUAAAACCGAUGAACCAUUACCCAAGAUGGGUGGGGAUCGUGAUUACCCACCUCCAUUACCCGAUAGAACUCCUUAUAUGGUUUCAUUUGAUGGUCCCCAUGACCCUUUGCAUCCUCAUAACUGGCCAUUGGGUAAAAAAGUUCUCACUACUUCAAUUGUUGGUUUCACUGCUUUAGUUGCUUCAAUGGGUUCGGCAAUGUUUGCAGAAGCUUCUCCAGUGGUUAUGCAAUUAUAUCAUGUUGGUUUCGUUGUUGCCACUUUGGGUACUUCCCUUUUCGUUUUUGGUUUUGCAUUUGGUCCUAUUGCUUGGGGUCCAUUAUCAGAAAUUUAUGGUCGUAAAAAUAUCUUAAUUUUAUCCGGUUUCUUAUACGUUUGUUUUACUUUUGCAGUGGCCACCGCUAAAGAUAUUCAAACCAUUAUGAUUUGUAGAUUUUUCGCCGGUUGUGCUGGUGGUGGUGCCGUGGUUAUUACUCCAGCAGUUUUGGCUGAUAUUUAUGGUCCAGCUUCAAGAGGUAAAGCUAUGAAUAUUUUCGCAGCAGUGCUUUUCGGGGCUCCAAUGUUAUCCCCAAUUGCCGGGGGGUUCAUUGUUAAAAAUUCUUCCCUAGGUUGGAGAUGGACUUCUUAUAUGGUGGGUAUCAUUGCCUCGGCUUCUUUGGCUGCAACCGUUUUCCUCUUGGACGAAUCUCAUCAUGGUAUUAUCAUGGUUAAUAAAGCCGAAGUUUUAAGAAGAAGAACCGGUAAUUGGGGUAUUGCUGCUCCUCAUGAAGAAUUUUCCUUAAGUUUCAAAGAAAUUUUUGAAAAGAAUAUCUUGAGACCAAUUAAAAUGUUCAAAGAACCAAUCUUAUUCUUGAUUUCUUUAUACAAUGCCUUCAUUUAUGGUAUCUUAUAUCUUUGUUUAACUGCAGUUCCUCUUAUCUUCCAAGGGAAGUAUUUCUUUGCUGCUGGUGUUGCUGAAUUACCUUAUAUUUCAAUGUUUAUUGGUAUCUUGGCCGGUGCUGCUGUUUCUUUAUUAUUAGAAAAAAGAAUUAAACUGGUGAUGGCUAAAAAUAAUGGUAAAAUUGUUCCUGAAGAAAGAUUGGUUCCAAUGAUGGUUGGUGCUCCUUUCUUCGCUGCCGGUUUAUUUUGGGCUGGUUGGGCUGGUGAUUUUGGUCCAAGAGUUCACUGGAUUGUUCCUACCAUUGGUUUAUCUUUUAUUGGGUUUGGUUUAAUGACCAUCUUUUUACCUUGUAUGACCUAUUUGAUCGAUUGUUACUUAUUCUACGCUGCUUCGGCAAUGUCUGCUAAUGCCCUUUUAAGAUCUUCUUUUGGUGCUGCUUUCCCCCUUUUCGCUAAAGCAAUGAUGGAAAAUAUGAAAAUCCGUUGGGCUAUGACCUUGUUAGGUUGUGUUGGUGUAGUUGCCAUCCCAGUUCCCUUCUUAUUCUAUUUAUUUGGUAAACAAAUUAGAAAAAACUCUAAAUAUUCUAUGGAAUUUUAA